Molecule: messenger RNA, 2078 nt
Organism: Cydia amplana
Lineage: Eukaryota; Metazoa; Arthropoda; Insecta; Lepidoptera; Tortricidae
Product: elongation factor 1-alpha 2
Exons: 11
Coding region: 169-1557 (462 amino acids)
Biological process (GO): translation; translational elongation
Molecular function (GO): translation elongation factor activity; GTPase activity; GTP binding
Source: RefSeq, a predicted model, not a curated record
AAAUUAAUUAUUUCAAAAUAACUAGAAAAAAGUACUAAUUUGAUUCUAUUGAUUCGAGUUCCCGGGCGACGUUGCAACGGCGCAUGCUCGAAAAGCGCUCGGAAAAUUCGCGACUACGCCUGCUGAAGGUCCGGUUGGUUUCAAAUAAGUAAUUUGUAACCGCGCAAGAUGGGUAAGGAGAAGACUCAUAUUAAUAUCGUGGUGAUCGGCCACGUGGACUCCGGCAAGUCCACCACCACCGGGCACCUCAUCUACAAAUGUGGUGGUAUCGACAAACGUACCAUCGAGAAGUUUGAAAAGGAAGCCCAGGAGAUGGGCAAGGGAUCCUUCAAGUAUGCUUGGGUAUUAGACAAGUUAAAAGCAGAGCGUGAGCGCGGUAUCACGAUCGAUAUUGCACUGUGGAAGUUUGAAACCGCUAAGUACUAUGUGACAAUUAUCGACGCACCCGGACAUAGGGACUUCAUCAAGAACAUGAUCACUGGCACCUCCCAGGCGGAUUGCGCUGUUUUAAUAGUGGCUGCCGGUACGGGAGAGUUCGAAGCGGGCAUCAGCAAGAACGGACAGACGCGCGAGCACGCGCUCCUCGCCUUCACGCUCGGCGUCAAGCAGCUGGUCGUUGGCGUCAACAAGAUGGACUCCACCGAGCCGCCCUACCACGAGGCCCGCUACGAGGAGAUCAAGAAGGAAGUCUCCUCUUAUAUCAAGAAAAUUGGCUACAACCCGGCAACCGUGGCGUUCGUGCCCAUCUCGGGCUGGCACGGCGACAACAUGCUGGAGCCCUCCGACAAAAUGCCCUGGUUUAAGGGGUGGACCGUCGAACGCAAGGAGGGCAAAGUCGAGGGGAAGUGUCUCAUUGAGGCGCUGGACGCGAUCCUGCCGCCGUCGCGGCCCACCGAGAAGCCGCUCCGGUUGCCUCUGCAGGACGUGUACAAGAUCGGCGGCAUAGGCACCGUGCCCGUCGGCCGCGUCGAGACCGGCAUACUCAAGCCAGGCAUGGUGGUUGUAUUUGCGCCGGCGGCCAUCACCACCGAGGUGAAGUCCGUGGAGAUGCACCACGAGGCGCUGCAAGAGGCGAUGCCCGGAGACAACGUCGGAUUCAACGUCAAGAACGUGUCGGUGAAGGAGCUGCGCCGCGGGUACGUGGCCGGCGACUCCAAGAACUCGCCCCCCAAGGGCGCCGCCGACUUCACCGCGCAGGUGAUCGUGCUGAACCACCCGGGACAGAUCAGCAACGGCUACACGCCGGUGCUGGAUUGCCACACGGCGCACAUCGCCUGCAAGUUCGCCGAGAUCAAGGAGAAGUGCGACCGCCGAACCGGCAAAACCACGGAGGUGGACCCGAAGUCGAUAAAGUCUGGCGACGCGGCAAUCGUGACGCUGGUCCCGACCAAGGCGCUGUGCGUGGAGUCGUUCUCGGAGUUCCCGCCGCUCGGCCGCUUCGCCGUGCGCGACAUGCGCCAGACCGUCGCCGUCGGCGUCAUCAAGAGUGUCAACUUUAAAGAAGUCACCACUGGAAAAAUCACGAAGGCCGCCGAGAAGGCCCAGAAGAAGAAAUAACUAUGGAGCAGUUUAAAUAUAACACUGCAGCCGGUGAACAUCGUCCGCUGCGCAACGCCUCGUUCUGUCGUGCCCCUCUGUUCGGUCCCGGUCACCCCCCCUAUCCCUUUCCCUCCGCGCGACGCCCUCGUAGCCUGUCUUACUCAUCGGAGCUUCUUCACUGGUGACAUCACGCUCAUCCCUCAAGUAUGCAUUUAUCAUAGCACGAUAUUGUUAAAGUUAGUUCGUUUUAGUUACGCUUACGUGUUAAGUUUAUGUAUUUGUGAUUAUUUUAGUCGUAAGUUACUCUCAAAGUUUGAGUUUCCAUAUCUACAAGCUCGUUACGUUUUGUUUUUUCAUCGCAAGGAGUUCAGAAGGAAAAGCAAUGGUAUUGUGGUUGAAUUUUUAAACCAUGUCACUACACAUAUUUCGCUAACUUGUACGAUUAAGAGCAAACUUCCUUCAAAUAUGUAUAGGUACUUUUUCAUUUAUACUGAGCUCGGCAUCAUCAAAAACUCUGCUAAAACUUUAUAGAACUAUUA